Molecule: messenger RNA, 1437 nt
Organism: Rana temporaria (common frog)
Lineage: Eukaryota; Metazoa; Chordata; Amphibia; Anura; Ranidae
Gene: LRATD2
Product: LRAT domain containing 2
Exons: 2
Coding region: 180-1091 (303 amino acids)
Source: RefSeq, a predicted model, not a curated record
GCAGGCUCGCAGAGGGUUAAGCUGUCACUCCUCUGGGCUCAGCUGCCCGCCCGGGGUGGGAGGGGAUCAGGCUGGCGGAGUGAAGCGUGUUUCCUACAAUAGGUGUGCUGGGUGUAGAGGAGCUGAUCCGGAUCUGCUGUGUAGAUGCGGACUCCCCGUCCAGCCGUUAUGCUCCGUCCAUGGUUCCUCCCCGGAGCGCAGAUCAGCUAGACCCGCACACAGCCCGGCCCGACGGAGACGACCAGCCCGUGCCUUGGGAGAUGGGAAACCACGUAGAAAAACUGACCCACCUAAGUUAUAAAGAAGUGCCCACUGCGGACCCUACAGGGGUGGACAAGGACGACGGACCCAGGAUAGGGGUCUCCUACAUCUUCUCUGCGGACGACGACGACUUGGAGGACCCGGUGCAGGAUUCCGUCAAGCAGGGCACCCUAAACCUACAGGAAGAUCUGCAGUACGACCACUGCAACGAGGUGGAGUGCUCGGUUUACUACAGGGAUGAGUGCAUCUACGAGAAGGGCUUCGGCUCCGGAGAGCAGACGACCACCUAUUCCCCGGAGAACCUUCUGAACAAAUGCAAGCCCGGAGACCUGGUGGAGUUUGUAGCCAAGAACCAAUAUCCCCAUUGGGUGGUGUACGUGGGGGACUUCCAAGUGGUGCACUUAUACAGACUGGAGAUCACCAACAGCUUCAUGACCGACGCCAGCCAGGGCAGGAGGGGCAGGAUAGUCAACGACCAGUACAAAUUCAAACCCCUCAUUCCGGAGAUGGUGGUCCAGAACGCUAUGGAGCAAGUGGGGGCCAAAGAGCAGGAGCUCAGCUGGAGGAACUCUGAGUGCUUCGCUGCCUGGUGCCGCUACGGCAAGAGGGAGUUUAAGAUCGGCGGUGAGAUCAGGAUAGGCAAGCAGCCUUACAGGCUUAAAAUCCAGCUCUCGGAAAAGAAAAGCCACACGCUGGAGUUUCAGAGCCUGGAGGACUUAAUCAUGGAGAGGAGACGGAAUGAUCAGAUCGGCAAGGCGGCCGUGCUGCAGGAGCUCUCCAACCACCUGCACGGGGAUGACGAGGUCAGGACCGAUCAUAACGCUAACUGACGGAUUAAAACUGAAGGCUGCGAAAUUGAGCUGUUCUAAGCCCUUCAGGCCGUUUUCAGCGGCUGUUUAAUUCACAUCACAUGUGAAAGGAAAGCUGAUGAUUGUUUUGGCUUGACGUUAACCCUUACCGCAGCCCAGCCUUCCUCCUCUACUGGUUUACUGUAGAGACGGGUUUACAGUUUUCUUUUUUUUGUUUGGAGCCAAUGAAUAGCUUUAUAAGAGAUUUAGAUGAUCUGAUCGCAUUUCAUGAACCAAUCACGUUGAUAUAUAUAUUUUUGUGUACUUAGUGAUUUAAUCCAAGCAUCGUGUAUUUCAGCACUAUGCAUAAAUAUUUUGUAUUUUGGCA